Messenger RNA from Dovyalis caffra, 957 nucleotides. The record is from the annotation of a GenBank genome assembly. NCBI's taxonomy places the organism in Eukaryota, Viridiplantae, Streptophyta, Magnoliopsida, Malpighiales, Salicaceae.
AUGCAGAAAUCAGGAGAGUCGGUAAUGGCAUGGAACGUGUUCAAGUUUUGUACAGCACUGCGUGCUCUUGGUUCUAUCAUGAUAGUAUUAGUCCUUGGCAUAAUAGGGGUUACAUAUUAUGUUAUUGUUGUAGCUAAUUAUGGUCCAGCUCUUAUUCAUGGUGGCCUUGAUUCUUUUGUCGCUUUCAUUGUCUUGGUUUUGUUCCAUUCUUUGUUGGUGAUGCUAUUAUGGAGCUACUUUACUACUGUUCUAACUGAUCCUGGUGGUGUCCCACCAAAUUGGAGGCCAUCAAUAGACGAGGAGAGUGGUGAUGCUGAUCCAUUGGUCGGAUUAGCACAUGAAGGUACAGAUUUAGGCUUAAAUCAGUCAGCUAUGCUUGGUGAGCCAGCUAAUCCAAGAAUGCGAGUCUGUCGAAAAUGCAAUCAGUUUAAACCUCACCGUUGCCAUCACUGUUCUGUUUGCGGGAGGUGUAUAUUGAAAAUGGACCAUCAUUGUGUAUGGGUCGUGAAUUGUGUUGGGGCAUUGAACUACAAGUAUUUCCUUCUUUUCUUGUUUUACACAUUUCUUGUGACAACUCUUGUCACUUUAUCAUUAUUGCGGCUGUUUAUAGCAUUUUUUACUGAUGGUGAAAUAAAUGGGACACCGGGAACCCUUGUAGCGACGUUCAUCACAUUUGUUUUGAACUUAUCAUUUGCAUUGAGUAUUAUGGGCUUCCUGAUUAUGCACAUAUCACUGGUAUUAGGCAAUACCACCACCAUUGAGGCAUUUGAAAAGAAAACCAAUCCUAAAUGGCGUUAUGACCUUGGUCGAAGGAAAAACUUUGAACAGGUAUUUGGGACGGAUAAGAGGUACUGGUUCAUCCCUGCUUAUUCAGAAGAGGAUUUGGAAUGCAUGCCAGUGCUUCGAGGAUUUGAAUAUCCAACAAGACCUGACUUGGAUGAGCUCCAGCAGCUUUAA